This is a messenger RNA of Cinara cedri, 8860 nucleotides long. NCBI's taxonomy places the organism in Eukaryota, Metazoa, Arthropoda, Insecta, Hemiptera, Aphididae. The record is from the annotation of a GenBank genome assembly.
UUAUAGUGUUUGUACGCCACACAGUCAUAGACGCAAAUAAUUCCCGUUUCGUCCGACCGACCGAUUUUCACCGCGGACGAUCUACGGUGAUUAAAAAAUAGUGAUUCCACUUUAUUGGGAACAGUAAUUGUUGUGUAUUGACGUCGCAUAGUGCGCCUCGGCGGUACUAUAAAAAGAGAAAAAUAGGUAAUAAACCAAAUAAAAUAAUAUCGUUUGGCUUAGUACCUUCCGCCACCGCUAAAAGAUUUGAAUAAUAUCGUCGAUAGACUCGCGGGUACCUAAUUGUUGUUAUCAUCAUUAUUUUUAUCGGGGCGUGUGUUCAUCGGUGGAGUCAUGGCGUUUAGAUGAGAGGUCCACAAACUCCGUUUAAUUUGCCGUUACUGAACAUGGACGACGGGUCGUAUAAAAUCGGUAAACAGGGCCAACAGCAACUGCAACCAAGUGGUGGUGGUUUCAUGCAAAAGGGUGACAACGGCGAUGGUGGCGUCAAUAACAAAGUGAAAUAUACUAUGCCCGGUGUGUUGCAUUUCAUACAACACGAAUGGUCGAACUUCGAGUUGGAGAGAUCUCAUUGGGAAAUCGACAAAGCCGAAUUGCAGGUCAGUCAAGACAUUUGUAUCUUACAGACACGUCUACCGUAAUAUAAUUAUUGUUGUGCCUGGUACUUACCUAGUUUUGGAUGAAAUGAAGUUAAACUAAAUUUGGCAGAAUAUUUGUAUACAUGUUCUUGUACAAUGGAAUUUUACGUCUUAGAUAUAAGUACUUGUCUAUAUAAUGUAAUAUAUACAGAUCAAAUCUUCCUGUUUUUAGCAAGCAGACAAAAUCUCCCCAAAAAUGAUUAUUUGAUUAGUUAUUUGAAAUUGUAUACAUAAAUAAUAGAGGUAUAUGUUAUGUAUUAGUGCAUACACAUUUUUGUGUGCUUUGUAGUUUAUAGAUAGGUACAUACCUAUACAGGUACAGAUGGGUUUAUACCCCUGGUUCUAUUAAAUCAACUAAAUUUUGACUUGGUACCUAUUCAAUUAUUUAUUUAAUAAGUAAUUAUCUCGUAAUAAUUUAAAAUUAGGUACUUACUUGCCUAUUUUAAAUAUGACUGUUUAUUUAACUUACCCCAUAAUAAUUGCACCUAAAUUUAGUAUCUAGUAAUUUAUUAUCUAUAAAUUGAUACCUUAUUCACAUUAACUCUUAAUUUAAUUUUAAUAUUACCAAUGUGGGAUUAACCUAUCAAAGAUAAAUCACUUUAUAGUUAGGUAUUUGAAUAUAGCAAACAUGAAAAUGCUCAAAUAGAUGAGUUGACUCACUGGAACAUAAAGAGAAUAUAGUGUGGAUUAUUUUAGAAAUGGCAAUAGCAUAGCAUUAUUUCGAUACCUAGGAGAUAAAUGAAAUGAAAGAUGAGACUGUACUAUUGGUUUUGCAAAUGGGUGUUGAAGGAAUGAGGAGAAGAGGAAAGCCGGAAAGGUUAGAUACAAUUUGAGAAUGACAUGAUGAGGACUAUUAAGAUGUGCACAGAUGAUUUAGGAAACUUUAGUCAGGUACAGAUUUUGGAUCAGAGUGGCAGACAUCAAAUAUUUGUUUACAAUAUUUACAUUUAGUAAUAGUUAUUAUUUCUCUACCUAUCUUGUUAUUAAUAUUAUUAUUUUUAUUAACACUCUUCUUACACUCGUAUAAUCAACUCCAACAAUUAAUAGUUCUUUUUAGGUGUAAUAAUAAGUAUAUAUAUUAAAAACUUAAGAUUAUUUGAAAAAUUAUAUAUUUGUUUAACUCUAUUGACUUGUAGUGAUAAUACAUGUCGGUAUAAUUAGUAUAAAAAUUAAAAAUAUGUUAAUUUUUUUAAAUUGAUUUGUUGUUUAGUCAAGAAUAGCAUUCCUUCAAGGUGAAAGAAAAGGACAAGAAAAUCUGAAAAAUGAUUUAGUUCGUCGAAUUCAAAUGUUAGAAUAUGCGCUUAGGGCUGAAAGGUAACAAUAUUACUUAUUAAUGAACUAUUAAUAUAGUCUGUACCAUCUCAACAGGGAAAUAAUUGUUUUAUAUUAUCUUAAUAAACUGACAUGACUUCCUACUGGGUUUUUUUUAUAUUAAAGUAUAAAUAACUAGUUAAAAAAUAUUAGUUUCAAACCAUUAUUUUUUUUUUUUUAUUAGGAUAUUGUUUUAUUAGUGUGCACUUCCUUUGUAUAAUAUUGUUGUUACUUAUAACAAAUCUAUUUUAUUCAUAUUUCAAAUAAAUUCUGGUUUUAGCAUAAGAUACACAUAUGUUUUACAAUAAUAUGGUUUAAUUAUUACCCCCUAAAAGAUUUAAAUUUUGCUUAUUAGAUAGAUAAUUAGAAUGAUUAAAUAUUUUUUUGUACAAUUUUUAGAGCAAAAUAUUAUAAAUUAAAAUAUGGUACAGAAAUGCCUCCUACUGAAAUGCAAUUACCUUCUUCGAGUGCUCAAGAAGAAUAUCCCGCUUUACCAGAAGCCAGUGCUGAUAGUGAAGCUCCAUUAUCAUCGGUUUCAAAUGUCAGUUGGAAACAAGGCCGACAACUUCUUAGAGAGUGAGUUGAUUAUUAAUUUUAAAGUUCAUAUUAUAUUUUUGUUGGUAUAUAAUUUAUAUUCUGCAGGUACCUUCAUGAAAUAGGAUAUACAGAUACAAUAAUUGAUGUUCGAUCAUCACGUGUUCGUAACCUUCUAGGUAUAAAUAAUAAUAAUAAUCUGAAUGUAGACCAAGGGCAAGGUGAGAAUCAGUUGAAUGGUAAUAACUACAAUAAACGUUUUAGUGACAAUCAAGGACAGUGUUCGCCUACCAAACGAGUAAGUAAUCCUUAAAAACAAGAAUAUUUUAAAUAUUGUGAGAAGAUAGUGGAGGAAAUCAGUGAAACACAUGCCCUAGGUAGCUCAGUAGUUCAAUUUCUGGCCCUGUGAUGUGUUUUUACACUGAUUUUCCUAAUGUUUACAAUAUUUAGGAAAUUAUUAUUUCUUAGACACAACAGCAGCAACAAAACCAAAAGAAAUUACUGGAUGUGGAGUCUGCUGUUAUGGCUAACUUUGAAUUUUUACAAACAAUGCGCAGUACAAGUGAUUCUGGUGAUGUAGACAUGGAUGAUGAUGGAAAUGAUGAUGAUGACGAUGAUGACGAUGAUGAUGAAAUGGGAAUGGCUGAUGAUGUCAUUGAUAUGACAUCUAUUUGUAAAGUAUGUUGAUGAGAUAACAUUUUUGUUUCACAUAAAUAUGAUUGUUAAAAUUAAAUAUUAUUAUUUGUGUAGUUUGGUCCUGAUGAUGUAGAUGCUGAGGCUGAAGAAGUCGUGAAUGAGCUACAAUUAUUAACAGAAGAUAUUAGUAACAAAGAAAAUGAACAAAAUGACUGGAGUAUAUAAUUAUUUUAAAAUUAUUGUAUUUAUCAGUAACUAAUUUUUAUUUUAUUUUUCAGAAAUUUCGAAUAGGGAUGUGUUCAAUAAAAAUUCAAACAAUGCAAAUUGGAUAAAAAAUGAACCAGUUGAAAUGGUUGAUGGUAAUAUUGAUUUAGCUUUAGGGUUAGGAGAAUUAGCCCAACUUACUGUUAAUAAUGAAUCCGAGAGUAAUGUAGAUGUGAGUUAAUUUGUCAUUAAUUUGAUUUGUUUUUAUUUUUAUUUAUUAAAAAUUGUUUUUCUUUAGAUGGUUGACAUGAAAACUGCAUCAAGAAAAACAUGGAAUGCUAAGUACACUUUACGUAGUCAUUUUGAUGGUGUCCGUGCUUUAGCUUUUCAUCCUACUGAAUCAAUUUUAAUAACAGCGAGUGAAGAUCACACUAUGAAACUUUGGAAUUUGCAAAAAACUGUUGCUCCAAAAAAGUACUUCAAAAUUAGAGUUUUAUUUGAUUUCUGAAUAAUGUUAACUUUAAUUAUUAAUGUUCAAUUAAAAUUACAUGUGAUUUGUAGAUCUGCAUCUUUGGACGUAGAACCAUUAUAUACAUUUAGAAGCCAUACUGGACCUGUAUUUUGUUUAGCAGUCAGUAAAAAUGGUGAAUACUGUUAUAGUGGAGGAUUGGAUAAUGUGAUCAAAGUCUGGGCAAUGCCUUCAGCUAACAUUGAUCCUUAUGAUUCUUAUGGUAAUUUUAUUAAAUAUUAAUAAAAUAAACUUGCUAUAAAUAAUACUUAAUUCAUAAUUUUUUCAUUUGUGCAGAUAAAAAUAUUCUAAUGAACAACCUGGAAGGUCAUCAAGAUGCUGUUUGGGGUAUUUCUGUCCAUGAGAGUCGUUCAGAGUUGUUAUCAUGUUCAGCUGAUGGUUCAGUAAAACUCUGGUCACCAAUCAAUCUUAAAACACCAUGUUUAUCAUCUUACGUUUCUGAUCAAGGUAUAUUUGUUAACUUUUACCUAUUUUGUUUAUGUGAAGUAUAUACUGAUAUACUACUAAUAUAUUUUAAUAUAUAUAUUAUAAAUUACGUAAUUUUUAUUUAGAUGAAAUUCCUACUUCAGUUGAUUAUGUCAGAGAUGUAGAAGGUCAAUUUGUAGCAUCUUAUAAUUCAUCUCAUUGUGUCAUUUAUGAUAUUGAAACCAAGAGUCCUAUAACUCGAUUAGAAUGCUCAAAGGUUAAUAUUUACAGUUUGCUUUGUAAUGAAAAUUAUAUAUAAAAAAAAAAAUGUUAUUCUUAUAGGAUCCAGCUGAAAUGGCAACUCAGCUGAUCCAUCGGGUAAAAUGUCACCCAACAUUGCCUUUAACAAUAACAGCACAUGAUGAUCAUCACAUUCGUUUCUUUGACAACAACUCAGGCAAAAUGGUUCAUUCUAUGGUUGCCCAUUUAGAUGCUGUAACUAGUUUAGCAGUUGAUCCUCAUGGUUUAUAUUUAUUAUCAGGAAGUAAGAAACAAGUUAUAUUUAAAUAAUCUACAGGUAAAAUAUCAGUAUCUAAUUUUUUUUUUAAUAGGCCACGAUUCAUCCAUCAGAAUAUGGAAUUUAGAUAGUAAAACUUGUGUACAAGAAAUCACUGCGCACCGAAAAAAACUAGAUGAAUCUAUACUAGAUGUUGCAUUUCAUCCAUCCGAGGCAUAUAUCGCCAGUGCUGGGGCUGACAGCCUAGUCAAAGUAUUUGUAUAGGUACAAUUAAAUUUAUAAUAAUAACAUAUUAGUAGGACACUUAGUUAAAUUUAUCUUAGUGUCUUUUCUUUGACCAAUUUCCGAUCAAAUCCAUCAUUGUAGUGUCUUUGCAGUAAUCAUGAUUUAAUUAAAAUAUUAUUUUGUUCUAUUAUAUAUAUUUUAUUUUUUUUUGAAAUCAAUAAUUUAAAAUGAAAAAUAUUGUAUGUAACUUAUUAAGUUUCUGUGAUUUUAAUUUUUAGUAAAAUUAUAGUUUUAAGGUUUCUAUGUAUUAUAUUUUUUAUGAUUGAAUUCCCAUUAUUCAUAAUCAGUAAUUAUAUAUUUGAAUCCCUUUUCAUUUUUAGUUUAUUUUGGUUUUUUUGUUAGAACAUUGAUUUGUCUUCAAUUUGUUUUUCUCAGUUUUCAAUUUGGUCAAAAUAUAAAUUUUACUCUGUUCUAAUCUUCUAUAAAAUUGUAGAUUAUAUUAAACAAACAAUUUAAACUACAACCAGUUUCUCUUGAAAUUUUUAAAUGUAUGAGUUUUAAUAGAUAAUUACUCCGUUUAAUUUCUGAUUAAUUAAUUUCCUCAUUUUUUAAGAAUAUUAAUUGACAAUAAACACAAGAUACAUUUUAUUCUAAUGAAUAUUCGCAAACUUCAGUACAGAUUUUUUAAACAAUGAACUGUAUUAUUAUGAUUCAUAGUUUAUACUGUAUUAAUCGAAUCUCAAAAUUACUACCACCCUAUUUUGGUGAUUGAACAGGGUUCUUAUGUAUGUGUCAAAUUGUGAAUUCUUUAUAUGUUUUAUUUGUUAUUAUUUAUACAGUAUCAACAUAAUUGUUUUAAAUCCUAAAUGUAGCGAGGAAUGCAUUGGUUUUAUUAUGUGUUUUUUUUUUUUAAUACUGCGUUAAAUUCAGUGUCAGCUCUAGUCAUUUUUUGUAUUACUUUUUCAUUUAAAAUUUUAAAAAUUAAAACCACCAAAGGGGACCUUGAUAUAAAAAAUUAAAACAUUUUGCAUUUAACUAACAACAAUUAAAUUUCCAUUGUUUCUUUAACAAUUAAAAAUUUAAAAAUAAUAAUAAAAAAUGUUAUAUAUAUAUAUAUAUAUAUUUUAAGAUCAAAAAAUUAAGUAAUUAAGUAGUUCUAACGCUUAUAUUGAAAUGAAAAUUGUAGAAUAAUUUAUGUUUAAGUUUAGUCUGAAAUAUCUUAAAACAAUACAACACAAUAUUUAUACUUAUUAUAUAAAUCAAUUAAGAUAAAUUUCAUGUGCCUGUUUCAUAGUGAAACUUAAAUGUAUUUCAGAGUGAUUUAUAUGAAUGUUUCAUAAUCAUGCAAGUCAUUUUCAAUGUUGGCAUGGCAUUAGUUUUGGCUAAUAUAAAUGCUCUAAAAUUAAUGAAAAUUGUAAAUUUUUGGUUUUUUUUUUUAUAAAUAUAUUUAUUGUAUUGAAAACCGUUCUGCCAUUUUUACUUUAAUCAAUACAGUUUUAUUUCUUGGUACAAUGUUUGCAAAAUGAAACAGACACAUCAUUAUUUAAAUUAUCUAUUGACUAUAUCAUAAAAGUUAUAGCGUUAUUAUAAUACUAUUCAAGUGUGUUUACGUGAUUACUAUAGAAAAGUGCAUGGUCAAUGACACUACUGCGAAGAAAGUAGAAAAAUAUUAUACUAUAAUAUAUUAUUAUAUAUUUAAAUCAAAUAAAGAAAGAAUCUAAUGUACCUAUACUAUAACUUGUUGUACAAUAAUUAUAUACUGUUGUAAAAAUAAAUAAUUAUUAUCAUAAAAUGUCUAAAUAACUAUUGUUCUAUGUAUUUUUUUUCUGUAUAUUCAACCUAAAAUUGUAUAUUCAUUAAUUGUUUUUUGUUGAUUAGGUUAUUUUUUAAUGUAGACAUUUUUAUAAAACUUACAAUAAUAACCUUGUACAUAGUGCAAAAUUGAAAACAACAAUUGGAAUGUUGAUUAACUAAUAUCAGAAUUUCAUAAUUGUCUCAGUCUUAUAUUCAACUUAUUAUCCACACUACCCACAGAGUAUGUUAGUCACAUUGCAAUAUGUUUAUAAGUAUAUAAUGUAAUUUUUUUAUCAUAAUCCAGCUAUUGUUCUCACAAAUUUUGAGUAAAAAUAAUUUUUGGUUUUUUCACAUAUUUUUCUGUCACAAAAUUAUUUUAUUAUCUUAAUUUCAAAAUGUAUUAUUUUUCUGCGAUUUACUAAUGCAUAUUGAAUUUGAUUUUUUAACCAAAAGAAAAUUUUACUAAAAAUUAACUUAAAUUGGAUAUACUGUUCAUAAGUCAAAACUGUUUAAAAUUUAAACCUGUGAAGUAAAGAAGAGUUAUCAUCUAAAAAUGAGUAUAACAUUUAUUAUAACCUAACCUAACCUUUCUCUAUAUCCCAAAGGUGUUAAAUUGUUAUAACUCAUAAACUAAACAUAAAUAUUAGUGCCAUGCAUACCAGAUAUUUUAGUUAAUAUUCUCAUUUCAAAUUUGUACUGUAAAUAAUGGAGUUUAAUUAACUUGAAAAUUAAGUUUUUUUGAUGAAUGAAUAAGAUAAUAUUUUGUAAAUAUUGUUAAUAAGAUAAGAUCAUUAAAUAAUGAUUAAAAAAACUAAAAUUUAUUUUACUCGAAAUCUGUAUAGAUAAUCACUGGAUUACAAUAAAAAAAAUUCCCUGUGAUUCAUUAAGUGGGUACAUUCAUUAUCUCGGAAAGUAGUAACUUGUUUCAGAAUAAGUUUUCUAGAACAUUUAAAAAACAAGUAGCUUUACAAUUUUAUAUUUAUGUUAUUUUUUUGUCACUCCUAUUUUUUGAGGUUAAGUAUCUAUCUUUUGAAUUUCAAAUGGUAACCUAUACUAAACAUUACAUAAAUAGAUGGAGUAUUAGUUAAAAUAAAUGUUAGUGUUGAUAUUUUUAAUUUCUGUCAAGCCAUUUCUGAGGUAUUCCACUUUUUAAAUGCAAAUUUGAAGGUAAUGGAGAGUAGUGCAUUAUUAACAUGCCGUGCCGUGUCGCCAUACAAAUGAUACUCCACUAUUUUCCUCCAACCCAUACUUAAAAGUAGAAUAUCUUAUCAACGGCUUAACAAAAAUCAAAAAUGUCAACACUAAAAUUUAUUUUAACUAAUACUCCAUCUAUUUAAGCAAUUUUUAAUAUAGGUUUCCAUUUUAAAAUCAAAAGUAGGUAAUGAUUACCCCCUAAAAUAAGGGUGACAAAAAAUAACGAAUAUACAAUUGUAGAGCAGCUUAUUUCUUAAAUCUGAAAAAAGUUAAUACUUUCUGAAAUAUUGAGUGUACUCACUUAAACGAAUCACCUAGUUUACACAAAUAAAUUGAAUGUAUAAUAAACCUUUUGGUACUAUGGUGUUUAGUGUAUAUGACUAUUCAAGUAGAUUUAUUAUCUUUUUUAGAAUAAACACUUACAAUUUCAUAUUUAGAUAAAUAUUAACAUUGUAAUUGAUCAUUUUUAUCAACAUUUAUAUUUAAAAUUGUAAAUUUGACAUAAAUCAAUAGUUUUGACUUGAAUUUAUUAGAUAAAACAGAUAUUCAACAUAGGUACAAAUAAUAAUUUUCUAAAAAAAAAAAAAUAAUAACAAUAUAGUAAAAUGAUUGUAGUAUGUUUUAAGACUGAAGUAUAAUGAGUACCUGUUUUAAACUUAAAUGUUAUUAAGAUGUGUGAAUUUUGAUACAUAUUAGUAAAUAUUAUUUUUAUGAAACAAUUUAGUGAAUCAAAAUGGAGCAGAGCUAACACAGUACAAAUACUUCUUACACUAAAUACAUCAGAAAUUUGUUUAGAAAUUAUUAGCAAAUGAAGCAGUGUUAUUAAGUGUAUACUUGAGUCUAGAACAGAGAUCAAUUAAAGAAGUAAGAAGA